Canariomyces notabilis is the source of this 2635-nucleotide messenger RNA. RefSeq lists its product as uncharacterized. The record is from RefSeq and is a predicted model, not a curated record. Gene Ontology annotation, biological process: positive regulation of transcription by RNA polymerase II. NCBI's taxonomy places the organism in Eukaryota, Fungi, Ascomycota, Sordariomycetes, Sordariales, Chaetomiaceae. The transcript has 2 exons. The coding region runs from base 293 to 2314 and encodes 673 amino acids. Gene Ontology annotation, molecular function: transcription cis-regulatory region binding; metal ion binding.
CCCACCCAACCUCUCGUGGGGUCCUGAACUGGGCCCCUCCCAAUCACCAGAUCCCAACCUACCUGUCCCUGGCAAUGAGCGAGAAUAGGAAUUAGCGAAUAGUUUGAACACAACGACUCGAAAAGGGCCUGGGAAGCUUGCUUUCCGAAAUUCGUGUCAGUUACAGGCCACUCACGGCAGACCGCCGCGAGCAACUAUCUUUAGGAGGAAUUGGUUGCUCUUCUCGUGCUGGCCGCGAAUCACGCAUGAACGCCAUCGAGCCGUCACCGUUUCAUCGUCCCCGCUGCCUACCAUGAGCUCGACACCAUCCGCUCCCAGCAAGCCGCUCUCGGCUCCGGCCACGGCAAACCACACCCCGGUCGUCUCUCAAUCGCCCACUCCAAGUUUCGACUCUAGCCGUCGCCAGUCACAGGGUUCGCUCCACGCUCAGGCCACCCCGAGGAAGGGCCAGGCAUCGAGGAGGCAGCAUCGCAACCAGCGGCGCCCCGGAGGUCAGGGCGGUAAUGGACACCUGGACCAGGAAGACGAGCUGGCCGAGUUACGGGCCCUGCGCAAUGCCUCUAGCCGGCGCGGCCAAACUUCCAUCACGCAUCUGAUGAGCUACGCUCUGCCGCCUCGCCCUCACGAUUACCACCAUACUCCGUAUUCCCGCUCCUACCGGCGGAACCCUUCGUGGGGUCAGGGAUCUGGCUACCACGCCGCUGACAAGGCGCGCUACAUCAAUGCAAACUAUCGCUUUGUCGUAAAACCCAGCGGAACAUACGCAAAGCAGGCCGCCGAUGCCGACGAGCACAUCGACUGGGCCGAUGUCCUCCAGGUCAUUGCAUCCGCCGAGUCCCAGCAAGCAUCCUGCCCCAUUUGCCUCUCAGAACCCGUCGCGCCGCGCAUGGCAAAGUGCGGCCACAUAUUCUGCCUACCCUGCGUCAUGCGUUUCAUGAACACUAGCAAUGGUGAGCCGGCUGAGAAGAAGCAGACUCGGUGGAGGAAAUGCCCCAUUUGCGAGGAUACCUUCUACAUGUCGGAUGUGCGCCCGGUGAGGUUCUACGCCGGCCAGGAGUCGCCGCUGCCCCGCAUUGGCGACGAUGUGAUUCUCCGUCUCAUGGUGCGGAACGCGAACAGCACAUUGGCACUGCCCAAGGAAGGCGCGGCUGAGGUCUUUCAAUCUGGCGAGGACGUGCCGUGGCAUUACGCAGCCAAUGUCUUGGAUUACGCCAGGAUUAUGAAGGGCACUACCGGCUACAUGGCGGAGCAAUUUGACCGCGAAAUCGAGGACCUUACGAAGCAGGAGAAAGAGGACGAGCUCCUUUAUCACGAGGACACCGAGUGGACGCAGAAGGCUAUUAGGGCAGUUAACGCGGCAAAAGAGAAGCUGACCGAGCUGGACGAGGCUGUCUCGACAGACAACCCUGCCCCUCCCCCUAAUCCGGGCCAGGCAAAGCAGGCCGAGCAGGACUUUUAUUUCUACACAUCCCCGCCACAUCUCUACCUCUCCCCGCUUGACAUCCGGAUCCUCAAAACCAAAUACGGCUCCUUUUCCGCGUUCCCUACGACGCUGCUGCCGAGGGUCGAGCACAUCUCAACCGGCCAUGCGGUCGACGAUAGUCUGCGGAAGCGGGCCAAAUACCUGGGCCAUCUGCCGCGGGGUUGUCUAAUCAGCUUUCUAGAAUGCGACUGGACAGACAUUGUUCCGCCUGAGAUUUUGGAAACAUUCGCCGAGGAGAUCGAGCGCCGCCGCCGGCGGAACCGGGAGAAAGCCACCCAGGAAGAGCGCGAGCGGCUGCAGGCCGAGCGCCUUGAGGCUGCCGCCAUUCGCGACGCAAGACGGCACCUUGGCCCGGUUGUCGACGAGGAGGUGACUGUGCGCUUCGGAGGAGACAUGAGCCACCAUUAUGAUGACGAGCCGCGUGUCGACAUGAGUGAUUUCCUGCCCCUCGGCACCGGCGCGCCGGCAGCAGCGGGCACCACGCCCCCUAAUCCGAGGCCGGGCUUCUCGUCGUUGUCGGACAUCAGCACCAGCCCGUCCGGCACCAGGACCGUCUGGGGAACGCCCAUGGUCGGGGCGCCUCCUGAGCCAGUCCCGAGCAGCAGCCGGCGUCCAAAGGCGGACGAUGGCUGGUUGAGGGACGCUGACGUCCUGGAGACGCUGGGUGCCGCGGAUAUUGCCGUGCAGUUGGAGGCGCUGGGAGUCGAGGCUAGUAACGGUGGUGGCAGUGGUGGGGCUGGGAGUUCGGGUGCUGCGGCCGGCGGCGGAGGCAAGAAGAAGAAGAAACAGAAGAUUACGUUGAUGAGCACUGGUGGUCGGCGAGGGUUGUAGAGGGGCUUUGUUGUUGCUGAGGGGGUUGGGUUUGGUUUGACCUCUUCUGAUCUGUGUUUAUUGAACAAGAGGAGGUAUCCUAGGUACCUCGUGUAUCUCUGGGCGGCCUGGCACAGUCCCUCGUUGCUAAGGUGCGUUAACCUCGCGGGUUGACGGAGGAGGAACUCUUCAUGAGGCGCUGCGGGAGUAGGGAUUGGGUUACUCAUUAUUAGGUUUAUCUUGAUACAGAAAGACCAAUAUAUGGCUUAGCAUCAUGUGUUUAUACAGAUCUUUGGUUUAUAAGUUUGUUAUAGUCCUCAUGGUCGUCCACCAUUAGCCGGU